Rhineura floridana is the source of this 8334-nucleotide messenger RNA. Its product is annotated as zinc finger protein 397-like. Gene Ontology annotation, molecular function: RNA polymerase II cis-regulatory region sequence-specific DNA binding; DNA-binding transcription factor activity, RNA polymerase II-specific. Gene Ontology annotation, biological process: regulation of transcription by RNA polymerase II. NCBI's taxonomy places the organism in Eukaryota, Metazoa, Chordata, Lepidosauria, Squamata, Rhineuridae. The record is from RefSeq and is a predicted model, not a curated record. The transcript has 4 exons. The coding region runs from base 1258 to 2961 and encodes 567 amino acids.
CCGGGCCCGGGGAACGCCAAGACGGGCAGAGCUGGCGAGCGAUGCGCGGGCGAGGGAGGGAACAAAGGGGGAGUUGGAGCCAGGACUCCUGGGUUCCUCUAGGGAGGGGAUCUUGGAGGCUGGAGCAGCGCUCUCUGGGGUGGGCUCCCUUUUGCAGAUCAGGGAGGUUAGGAGCACCAGGACCCCUGGGUCAUCUUGGGAAGGAGGUUGGAGGAGUCCCGACUCCGUUAGUUUUUGCAUUUGAGGUAGGACUCCAGGGGGAAUCUUAGAGGCGAGGGUUGGGACGGAUCCGCCGUGGAAGGGGGGUUCCGAGGAUGGAGGCAGAACUCCCGGGUUCUCUUAGGAACCGGAACCAUGCCGAAGGGGGGGGAUCGGUUAGUUCUCGGAGAUUAGGACCAGGACUCCUGGGUUUUCUUAGGAAGGGAAGUUGGAGCCAGGACUCCUAGGUGCCUUUUUAGGGCAAGGGCGGGGAACCUGCGGCCCUCCAGCCGUGGUUGGGCUCAAACUCCCAUCAGCCCCAUCCAGCGUGGCCAACGGUCAAGGAUGAUGGGAGUUGCAGCCCAAACAUCUGGAAGGCCACAGAUUACCCCCCCUUGCCUGCCUUGGGGAGAUAAAAGUUGCAGAUUAGAAGGAACGCUCUCCUAGAAAGGAAUAGAUUUGAUUGUUUUAGAAUUAGGGCUGGGAGCCAGGGUGCCUGAGUUCUUUGGAGGAAAAUGUAAGUGGGAAACUCAUGUGCUGUGGGUAGGACCUCUUGGUCCUUGAAAGAGAGAGAGAGGGGAAAAAAACUUUCCUGGGACUCCUGACAGAGUUAUGAGUAUAAAGGCUCAAGCUAAAUGAGUCUGGACAUGUGCUGGACAGCAGCCAUAAAAUGGGCUGCCCACAAAGAAAGGAGAGGGGGUGCUAGUCAAGCAGCAUAGCUCCGUUGCAACAUUUUGGGGAAGGGUGGUGGUGGUGGGAUUUUCUCCAUCAUCGCCUCGAAUGAUAGAAUUCUGCCUGGGUGUCAGAGGGUGCUGAUCUAUUGGUGCUCAACUCCAAAUGACUGCCGUGGAGGAGUCCUCUUGCUUCAUCAUCACUUUGCUGGCUGUAAGAUACGUUUGUGGGCUGUCUGUCUUCUCCUGUUGGGCCAUUUCACCCCUGUCUAGUUCCGGGAGACUGUACCCUGCCUCAGCAGCCUUUUUUGACUGGUCCUAGUUGGCACAGGCCAGGUGAUUUCCACCUUUUGUUGAGAGGAAGUUUCCCUCUCAGGGAAAAGAAAAAAUGGCUGCCACGCAGGAAGUGCCUCCGCCGGCAUUGGGACUCCAUUUUUUGUACCCAUUAGAAGACACGUUGCCACCGAGGGUGAAAAUGGAGGACCCUGGGCCACCGUGCCCUGAAGCGGGGUGGGAAUGGGAUGCUGCAGCGAAAGCCCCCCUCGUCGUCCAGGCAGGUACCAUUAGCGAUUUGUUGAGGUGGGCAACUCCUCCGCAGGUGAGGAGUGACCCAAUCCCGCAGCUGUGGGAGGUUCAAUGCCAGGAGAUGGUGCAAACACUCCGGACACCUACCGAAGUUGUGCCAACCCCCGUGCCAGUCCCACCCCCACCUCCUGCCUGGGGGAACCUGCAGCUGCCUGAGCUGGCACCUGUGGAUGACAUUGAGGCCUAUUUGUCAUCCUUUGAACGAGCGGCGGAAACCUGCCAGUGGCCGAGAGGGGAGUGGGUGACCCGUCUCAUGCCGGCCCUCAGCGGGAAAGGGCAGCCGGCCCACAAUGGCCUGGAUGCCAGGAGCAGCAGGGGUGACCACAGGAAAUCCAAAUCCUCGAGCCUGCGAGGGGAGACUGGCGCCAGCGUGGAGAUGCAGCGCCAGCGUUUCCGGCAGUUCCGUUACCAGGACUCGGAAGGCCCGCGGGAGGCUUGCAGGAGGCUUCGGGAGCUUUGCCGUCGCUGGCUCAAGCCUGAGAGCCGCACUAAGGAGCAAAUCCUGGAGCUGCUGAUCCUCGAGCAGUUCCUGACCAUCUUGCCGCAGGAAAUCCAGAGCUGGGUGUGGGAACGAGGCCCAGAGACGUGUGCCCAGGCAGUGGCCUUGGUGGAAGGUUACCAUAUGGGACGCCGAGAGGCAGGGAUGUGGGAACAGCAGGUUACAGUGCGGGUUAAAGUCGAGCAGGUAAGCCCACAAGAGAUGGUUUUGCCCGGUGCGCCAUGGGAACCUCCUGCCCCACUGCUGCCCCAUCCUGAGUGUGUAUCCUCAGCUGAAGGAAUAUUAAACCAGCCUCCCCCAGUCCCUGCUCUCAAGAUGCCCUGCAUCCCCAAACAGGAGCCCCGAGGUCUUCAGGAAACAGCAGGUGCCCUGAUGGUAAACGGGAGCCGAGAGGAGAACCCCCUGCAGGGAGGUCCCAUGGAAGUGGAGCCUCACGGGGCAUUUCCAUCCGGGAAUUCCCAGGAGAAUGCGUCAGCUGAAAAUGGUGCCGAGCGGGUAAGCCAGCAACGUGAAGGGAGGUGCAGUGGGACGGGAGAGAGUCCGGCCGCACGCCCCAGUCCCAUCGGAGCCCCCCACCCGGCAGGAAAACCCCUCCACCGGUGUUUGGAAUGCGGGAAAACGUUUAGCCGUAACUCACACCUGCUCACCCACCAGAGGAUCCACACAGGGGAAAAACCCCACCAGUGCCCCCAGUGCGGCAAGCGUUUCGGUCAUACCUCUCAGCUGACUCGGCAUCAGAGGACCCAUGCCUCGGAGAGACCCUUCCGGUGUGCUCAGUGCAGCCGGAGUUUUUACCAGAGCUCGGAGCUGACCAGACAUCGGGCGUCCCACGCAAGAGACCGCCCAUACGGGUGCAGCCAGUGUGGGAAGAAAUUCCGCUGGAGUUCCGAUCUCAUCCGACACCAGAUCACCCACACAGGCGAGAGACCGUAUAAAUGCCCCGAGUGUGGAAAGAAGUUUGGGCAGAACUCACACCUGGUUCGGCAUCGAAGAACCCACACGACUUAGCAGAGAUCUUCCCGUGAUGGAAGGAAACCUACAUUGCCCAGCACCGAGAGUUCGCCAAGGGCCUAAAGGUGGACUGUGCUCACCACUUCCAAGCUUGGUGCCGUAGUGGGCCAGAUGUCUGAUGUCCUUUCAGCUCAACAUCUGCAGAUCAUAUAUGUCAGGGGUGGCUUAGUUAGAACGGAUUCGAUUUACGUGCAAAGCAGGAUGGAGGCGUGGCCAGUUCCAGAUCCCAUUUUUGUGUUCCACCUGAAGGUCCACAGCACAGCCAGACUGAGCAGUCUAAGAAGAUGCCAGGUCUUGCUUGAGCUGGCUUCUUGAACAACACUGAACCGAUAACAUUGUUGUGGCACCAAAUGGAUGUCUCUCUUUCUCUCUCUCAAUUUCUCUCUCUCUUUUUUUUAUAGAAAAAGUGAUAGAUCUUCUAGUCAUCUAGACAGGUUUAUUGUUACAUAACACAGCCUGUAUUCCGUAUGCCGAGACCAUAUCUUUGUAGCAAAACAAAAGCAAUGUGUUUUUAGAGAAGAUGACCAGUCUUGGUGAAGAUCCCUCUUGGGGAAGCUGCUUUGGUGCUUUUUUUUUUUUUUUUUAAUUACAGCUUUGAUAUAUGGGAGAGUUGUCAACAUAGGGCUUCACUUAUGCACAAAGUGGAAGAAAGGUGAUACGAGGUGGUGUGGUGGUGCCACUGAGAAUCUGGAUGUUUUGGGACAAUUGAUAUUCAGCCCUGCUACACGAUCAUGCUAGGGAUUGGCCACUAGCUUGCAAAGGUCUUGAUCGAGCCCUGCAAGUGUUCCAUCUGGUCCUCAGCAUUGCCACUGAACCCAGGAACUCCUUCCCUUGCUGUUUGUGCACCUUGGGCUCUUUCUCCCCAUGUAGCGAAGGGCUCUUUUACUUACACGCAAUGGCCAUAGAGGAUUUUUCUGAGUUCUUUCCUUAUGCACCUCGGCUGUUAGUUCCCCUGUGCAAGCCAAGGCACAUACAAAAUGGGGGUGAGCAGCUGAAGUGCGUAAGGGAAGAUCACUGCCAGUGCAUCUCUUUGCUGUUCACAUUGGGGGAGAAGGGGUUAAAGAGCCCUUUGCUGAUGGGGAUGAGUCACUGGGCCAACGCCAGUGCUACCCGCCCUUCAGGCCUUGCUCAUCAUCGCCCUGUUGAAAAGUAAGUGCUGGUGAUGGAUCCAUGACUAUGAAGAGUCACAAUGUGUUAAGAGGAGAAAAGGGGAAACUCCCAGAGAUCUCUGCUUACAAGCAUUUGAGUUGUUGCCAUCUUCUGAGAGUUGCGAGGCCCACUCAAAAAAACACACACCACAAUACGCAUUCAUGAUCCUAGUCAGGAGGACAGACAAAAGGAAGUACUUCUUCACACAGCACAUAGUUAAAAUAGGGAAUUUGCUCCCACAAGAGGCAGGGAUAGCAACUCCAGCAAGAGCCUUGCAAGUUUUGAGAAGGGGAAGACUUAAGAUUAAGUUUAUCAAGCCAGGGGUAGAAAACAAGUUGUGAUUAGCAGGCCAGUGUUUGGGAAAGGGAGAAAAAUGAGGAGGGGCUUCAAGGGCACUGGAGACGGAUGGGAGAGUCAGGGAAUUUAGCAGACUUUGGAGACGGGCAUAGCUCAGUGGCAGAGCAAGGUCCCAGGUUCAGUCCCCAGCAUCUCCAAGUAGGGCUGGGAGAGACGCCUGCCUGAAACCCUGGAGAGCUGCUGCCAGUCAGUGUAGACUGCACUGGGCUAGAUAGACCUAUGGUGUGAUUCAGUAUAAGGGAGCUUCCGAUGUUCCAGAACAUUUUCUAGCCUGGGAUCCUGGAGGCGAGCAUGGAAGACACAGAAGUUGUGUUUUACGUUGAAACAGGACUUCUGUUUGGGGAAGGGGCUCAGAUGGCAACCCCAACCCUUUUCUGGCUCCCCACUACACCUGCAUGAUCGCAGUUUGCUCCCACAAGAGGCAGUGAUGGCCACCAACUUGGACGGCUAUAAAAGAAGAUUAGGCAAAUUCAUGGAGGACGGAGCUAGCAGUGGCGACUAGCCAUGAUGGCUGUGCUCUGACACCAUAGUCAGAUGCAGAAUGCUUCUGAAAAACAGUUGCUGGAAACAGCAAGAGGGGGGAGUGCUCUUGCCCUCAGGUCCUGCUUGUGGGCUUCCCAUGGGCAUCUGGUUGGCCACUGUGAGGACAGGAUGCUGGAUUAGAUGAGCCACUGGCCUGAUCCAGCAGGUUCUUAUGUUCUUAGUGCAUCAGAGUCAACCUGAUGCUCAUCGUAGAUGGCGGACGAGUGCUAGGCUUGGGCCAUCUGCAGUGCCAGACUUGGGACAAGGUGAUUUAUUUUUUUUAUUGCUGCUAGGUUGCAUUUAUUCUCUCCACCUCACUUCCCUCCCUCCUCCCAUCCAACAAACACCCAAUUAGUGAAACUCACAGAAAGAAGUUUGCUCUGCCGUCCCCCUCCCUUGCUCUCUUGGCAAAUGCCACUAUGAUAUAGUCAAGCUUGGAUGAAGCUUUUACCAUAGAGUAGGCAUCUUCUGGAAGUCCCAGACUGGCAAGGUUCUUGGUGCUUUAAAGCGGCAUUUUGCAGAGCUCCCAUGGCCUCUCUUUCUUGCUGAUGACAGGGCUGAGUGUCCCGAGAACCUUCGCUUUCAUUUUUGGAGGGAAAAUAGCAUGCUGAUAGCUAGCCUGGAAGGAUGCCAAGGUACAUGCCAAAGUGUAUUGGCAGAUGGGGGGGCAAGACUUUUAGAGGUCAAGAAAUGGACCUCCAAUUCUAUGCACGGCCCUUUGUCCCUUCCAAGUUCCAGCGCAGCUGAAUAAUUUAUGCAACCCCCACCCACCCAUUCAAAUAUAUGCAAAUAUGUUUGAUUUGCACAAUCCAUACAGGGACCAGGCUUCAUUUUUCUCUUGAUGCAGAAUUUAUAUUUAGCUUGGUGCCACUUAACAAUUUGAUGUUUCUUUUUUUCUUUAAAAAACAAAAUAUGCGCAGCCCUACUGAGCUGCUGUCUAUCUAAUGGUGACGAGCCAGCUUUUACCAUAGAGUGGCAGCUUCAUGGAAGUGCUAGACUGACCAGUUUCUCAGGAUUAUGAAGCGGCUUUAGAGCUUGAUUGAUUAUUUUAUCAUUAAGUAGCAGGGUCACCAAGUCCUAGACUAGUCAGCAGGGGAAGGGAGAGGAGUAAUGUUUUCCUGGUAUAAACAUUGCUAGGGUUGGACUGAUGAGUCAGAGGGAGGGCUCAGGAUACCUUAGCCUCCUAUAUCAGUCAUGAAGGACUUUUGAUGUGUUGGGGCUGAUGCAGCAAAGUCCAAUAACCACAAAUAACUUUACCAGAAAUGUUCUCACAGUACUUGGAUAUCUCUCAUAUACUCCCAAUUUUAUACAAAGAGAGGUUGGGCAAGUAUCGAGGAAUAUUUUAGGGGUUAUUGCUGUGUCUUACAGUUUGUUAAUAGAGAUGAGGUAAGGUUCCAUAUCUGGAAAGGGGACCAAUACCAAGUGAUGUCAUUUCCUUCUGGAGUGUGGCUGCCAACCGACCAAGGGAAAUCAAUGACCAGACACUCUUGACUUCUGGGACAGUUAUCAAGAGGGGAUUUUUUGUGGGUGUAAAAGCCAAACUUUGGGGCUGAGUGUCAGAAUUUUUGGAGUGAAAUGCUAGAACGUUUGGAGUAAAAGCGUUUUCCACUUCAUGCGCAUGCAUGAGCUCAUAGCCCUCACACACAUGCUUAGGAGAUAGAUUGUUAAGCUCAGGCCCUGCACACCAUUUCACACUUGCCUGCGAGAGAGACUGCAAGAUGGGGGUCUGUGGUGGGUACAGGUCUGUGCUUCCUCCAUAGGCACCCCUCCAUAGGUUCUGUUGAGCUGAGGUGGGAGGUGAGCUGACCUGGAUAACCAGCCAGGAUUUGCACUCUGCACUAACUUUGUUCUUCCCUGUCAUAGGUGAGGAAUCUUCACUGUAACAUAACACUGAGUCUUGUAGGCUCUCUGAGCACCUCUGAGGUCCAGUGCCACAUCAGAGACAAGGCCCCGUCCUCUCAUGCUCCAAAUCUGUCUUUGCUUCCUGCUGGUGAGCAUUGCACCUUGGCAGUGGCAGCUUUGGGGAUUACGCUUGCACCUGUUACUCUCUACAGUUCCUUCACUCCUCCCUAGAACUUAAGCACAGGUUUAACCCACCAUGUCACCCAUCGCUAGCCACAGGAGUAAAAAUAAAGGCUGAAUACAUACCAUACAUUUAAAGCACAUGACACCUGCCCCACCUCCAAAGAAGCUGGGAAAUGUUCACACCUCACAGACCAACACCUGGGAAUUACAGCUCUGUGAGGGGUAAACUACACUUCCCAGGCUUCAUUCGAGGAACUCAUGUGCUUUCAAUGUAUGGUGUGUAUGCUACGUAACAAAAUUUCUGCUGUUUGUUCAAAUUGCAAGAGAAAAAUGGGUGGGCUUAAUGAAAUCCACAGGCCCCACAUCCUGACUGCUCCAAUUUUACAUCAAUAAUGUCCCCCUUCUGGUAGCCUUUUAAAAACAGUCACUAAGGGAGUCAUCACAAAAAAGAAGGGGCUGGGUCCACUGUGCCCCCCCUUUAGUUCAAGUAGUGGCUCGGAUCCUACCAAAGGCUGCCAGCCCUUUAACCUUGUCCCGAGUUCCGCCCUGUUUCUCCUUAGGUAACCAGAUUUUUUUUUGUUGGCACCCCAUCUCUAUAGUAACAUAGCUUCCCUUUGGAGGACAUUUCUUCAGCCUUAGCCACCUAGAAGUUGACAGGACCUAGCAAAGUCUCUGCAAUUGUGAAGAGGCUUGUUCCCGCAAAGUCCUAACACCAAAGAACAGAAAAGCAGCAUCAACCAGGACCAUGUUUGGUCAUUAGAGCUGAGGUGGCCCCUGUUCCUCAUCUGUAGCUAGCUAUUUGUCUAGAACAGGCAAGGAAUCGGUGCCCCCCAGGCCAGAUCUGGCUCCCAAAACCUUUCUUAGUAGGAUUUGAACCUUGGGGCUGGCCUGGUUGAACAGUUCCUUUUUUAAAAAGUUGGGUUUUAUUUUCAUUUGUUUGUAUGAAUUAAUUUGGAAGAAAAUUAAACAUUCAAAUUUUUGGUUCUCUCUCUGGUUUUUAGAGCUUUUAUGAUACUCUUCCUAGAGGUGUGCCAUUUAAAAACUCAGCUGUGAGGAUAGAUGAAUAUUUUAUUGGAGGAAUGUCUUAAAGAAAGGAAUGUUGGUCUUGUUAUAACAGUCCUACCUCAUUAGUGGGUGGAGGGUAUUCCUUCGUGAGUUACUCCUUUCACUUGCUCUUGUUAGCAGGAUUCUGCAAAUUAUAUUCCAGCAGUAGCUGAACAAAACCUGGAAACUUGUGAGGCAACAGUCCAUAAAAAUGAAAGAGAAGAAAUAAGAAGGUGGAAAGAUCACCCUCAGGAUUUCUUAUACAAAAAAAAA